This is a messenger RNA of Triticum urartu, 3195 nucleotides long. The record is from RefSeq and is a predicted model, not a curated record. NCBI's taxonomy places the organism in Eukaryota, Viridiplantae, Streptophyta, Magnoliopsida, Poales, Poaceae.
CCCUUAAACUCUCGUCCGCGACCCGGAUUGGGAAUUUCCCACCGUUUUGGGGGUCCACCCCGCCGCAGCGCCGCGCGGCGGCGAUGGCCGUCGCAAUGGAUGGCUCCUGCCAACCGGCCGCCGGACCAUGGCUCCUCAGUCCUCGUCCACCACCGCUACCCUACCGCCUCUGCGCGCCGUCAUCCACUGGUUAACCGCCGCGCGGAAACUCGAAACCGGCGACGUUUCGAAUCCCCCGCUGCACCCAAUCCGCACCGCCCCAAACUUUCCAGUUCCCAACGAGCUAUUGCUCCGAAGCUGUAUGCUAGUAGAUGCGCUGAGUCACCGUGGCUUCUCCUUUCUCUGCCGCGGGAAGCCGCUCUCUGCCGCGUGGAGGUGAAAUCUGGAUUGCUGGCCAUUCCUUUUGUUAUUCCACUCGUUAACCAGUGUGUUGUCUGCAGCUAUUUGGUACAAUUAUUUGUAAGGAAGAUCAUGAUGGUAUUUCCAUGUCGUUGAAUAAGCGGUAAUCCUUUUUAAUAACUUAACUUGUGUAGCUACCAAAGCAAUGUAUAGAAAAUGUAUGUAUCUUGAAAUGAGUUUGAAAAAAAGCAAUGUUACUGGAGUCAUUUAGUCUAGCAAGUGGAUAUGAACAAAACAUUGCUUUACUCAUCUGCACUUCAACAAGUUUUCUCUGUUAGGAAAUAUGCAACUUGUAUUUCCUAGGGGCCAAGGGCCAGCAUAUAUACACACCUACAUGUGAUAAAUACGCAGGAAACCCCUCAUACUACAGGGAAAAUAUACAGGGUAUAUAUGGAACAUAAGAUAACUCUUAACACCCCCGUUAAACUCAGGUUGGAUCCACAACACCGAGUUUGGACAGAUAAAAUCCAUUCUGCGCUCUAGUCUGGUUCUUCGUAAAGAAAUCCAUCAAGGUAACUAGGAACACGCAUACUGAAGAGCAAUAACUUGAUCCUACACACCAACGCGCACAAAAGAAGCAUCAACGCCAAUAUGCUUGGUGAGCUCAUGGUUCACAGGGCCGCGCGCAAAACUGAUAGCACCUGUACUAACAGACGAGAGUGUAGUAGGUGUAGUAAUAGACACACCAAACUCCUAAGUAAUCACCGAAGCCACUUCUGCUGUUAGAAGAGCCAUAGCUUGCAAAGCCUCCGCACUCGAUCGGGAAACUGCAGUCUGUUUCUUCCUCUUAGCAACGAGAGAACCACCAAGAAAAACACAGUAAGCAGAAAGUGAACGACAAUUCGAGGGAUCACUAGCCCACGUUGUUAUGACCGACAUAUUAGGGGCUUAGCCCAGUGGGCUGUGGCCCAAGUUAUCUUAUCGUUAUUAGGGGCUUAGCUCAAUUAUCUUAUCGUUAUUAGGAUCGUUUUCUUAGGAGUCAAGUAAACCUCUCUAUAUAAGGAGAGGAGAUGUAUCAAUCUAAUCAAGCAAGAAGCAAUCAGUAUUUGCUCGGCUUCCCUUAGGGAUCCGGGAGACCUAACCCUAGCCGCCUCUUCUCCACCACACAAGGACGGCGCCUAGCCGCUACGCCCUCGACCUCGUCUUUCUCCAUCUUUCCCCUACAAUAUCCGCCCUAGAACCGGCAGAACCCUAGCUCCUAACAUCUUGGUAUCAGGUAGCUCAGUUCCAAUCAUGUCUUCGCCGCCGCCUAUCCCGUCGCUUCCGCUGCCGACCGUCACCACCGCGCCGCUGGCCUUCUCCACCGCGCCGCUGCCCUCCUCUUCUGCGUCGCUGGUCGCAUCCUCCGGCGCCUCCACCACCCAGAUGACGGCGCCCUCCACCGCACCACCGGCCGCCGUCUACUCCCCGGAGGAGAUCAUCGGGGUCCUCAACGAUCUCGUCACCGCCGUCCAGGGGAUACGGCUAUACCUAGCCGGCCCCUAUGGGCCGCCGGCCGCCGCGACCGGGCCAGCCGCCCUGCCGUGGUAUUCGGCACCCGCGGCACCGACCGGGCCUCUACACCACCACUGGCCGCUUCAGCCGCCACCCGUCGCCACGCCCCAAUGGUCGCAGUGGCCGGCGCUGGCCCUCGCCGCGCCACCCACGCCACCCGGGUCCUCGUCGCCACCGCCCUGGCAGCCCUCGCUACAGCCAGCCCCCGCCACCGCCCCGAUCUGGCCACAAUGGCCAGCCACGGCCAUCGCCGCGCCCGCCGCCUCUGCCGUUUCCAGGCAGCAGCAGCUGCCGCUGCCAGCGCCUCCGCCACCCAGCACCGGGCUGACUACAAGCGCGCCGGCGGGCGUGCCGAUUCAGCAAGUGCGGUUCCCGCCCUCACUGUCCCAGCUUCCGGCCUGGUUGGCUGGGACGUCACCGCCGCCAGUCUACACCAUGGCCGCGGACCAGCCGGCGCCCUCCCUGCAGUAUGACGGGCCCUCCAGCUCCGCGGGUUUUCACGCUGGCUUCGACGAGCCACCGCUUUCCUGCGGACCACCUGUGCACACUGGACCAACGCCAUCCUCUUCGCUGCUCCGUACCGCCGAGCCGUACACUCACGGCGGUCAUGCUCAGACACCGCCGCGCUUCGCCAAGCUCGCCUUCGCCACCUACGUCGGCGCCGAGGACCCCCUGAACUGGCUCAAGCAGUGCGAGCAGUUCUUCCGGGGGCAACGGACGCUCGCGUCGGACCGCACCUGGCUCGCCUCUUAUCACCUCCACGGCGCCGCACAGACGUGGUACUAUGCCCUCGAGCAGGACGAGGGCGGCAUGCCCCCAUGGGAGCGUUUUCGCGAGUUCUACCUCCUUCGAUUCGGACUACCGAUACGUGGGAGCCGGCUGGCGGAGUUGGGCUGCCUUCCCUUCACCUCUACAGUGCAGGACUACACCGACCGCUUUCAGGCUCUGGCAUGCCACGCGUCCGGCAUGACGCCUUACCAGCGGGCCGAACUCUUCGUCGGCGGUCUGCCAGAUCAUAUCCGCGUGGAUGUGGAGCUGCAGGGACCCCAGGACCUCCAGACGGCCAUGUACUACGCCCGCGCGUUCGAGCGCCGUGCGGUGGCCAUCCAGCAGGCAUCACCGUCCCGGGCCGCUGGGCCGCCACCCUAGCCGGAUGUUCCCGCGUAGGGUCGGCCUGCUCAGGCUUCCGCGGCACCCCUUGCCGUGACCGCGGCGCGCCCGUUCCGCCGGCUCACCUCGGCCGAGCUACUCGAGCAUCGCCGCCAAGGGUUGUGCUUCAACUGCGACGAGACCUACAUGCCC